Oncorhynchus keta (chum salmon) is the source of this 1162-nucleotide messenger RNA. RefSeq lists its product as uncharacterized. Lineage: Eukaryota; Metazoa; Chordata; Actinopteri; Salmoniformes; Salmonidae. The record is from RefSeq and is a predicted model, not a curated record. The annotation marks the transcript as partial. The transcript is spliced from 2 exons.
AUGGCAGGGGAAGAGCACGGGGUGGACAAGCUAGUAUGGGACAUCUACGAAGAGGACUACGAACACGUCGGCGUCCUGUGGCUUCCAGUGAGCGAUAUUGCAGUUAACUUGACUAUCAUUGACUACCCAAAGACCCCUACCCAAAGACCCCUACCCAAAGAACCCCUACCCAAAGACCCCUACCCAAAGACCUCCUACCCAAAGACCCCCUACCCAAUGCCCUCCUACCCAAAGACCCCCUACCCAAAAACCCCUACCCAAAGAACCCCCACCCAAAGACCCCCACCCAAAGACCCCCUACCCAAAGACCCCUACCCAAAGACCCCCUACCCAAAGACCCCCUACCCAAAGACCCCCUACCCAAAGACCCCCUACCCAAAGACCUCCUACCCAAAGACCCCCCUACCCAAAGACCCCCUACCCAAAGACCUCCUACCCAAAGACCCCCUACCCAAAGACCUCCUACCCAAAGACCUCCUACCCAAAGACCUCCUACCCAAAGACCCCCUACCCAAAGACCUCCUACCCAAAGGCCUCCUACCCAAAGACCCCCUACCCAAAGACCCCCUACCCAAAGACCUCCUACCCAAAGACCUCCUACCCAAAGACCCCCUACCCAAAGACCCCCUACUCAAAGACCUCCUACCCAAAGACCUCCUACCCAAAGACCCCUACCCAAAGACCCCCUACCCAAAGACCCCCUACCAAAGACCCCCUACCCAAAGACCCCCUACCCAAAGACCCCUACCCAAAGACCCCCUACCCAAAGACCCCCUACCCAAAGACCUCCUACCCAAAGACAUCCUACCCAAAGACCCCCUACCCAAAGACCCCGCUACCCAAAGACCUCCUACCCAAAGACCUCCUACCCAAAGACCAGCCUACCCAAAGACCCCCCACCCAAAGACCCCCUACCCAAAGACCCCCUACCCAAAGACCCCCUACCCAAAGACCUCCUACCCAAAGACCCCUACCCAAUCACCUCCUACCCAAAGACCCCCUACCCAAAGACCCCGCUACCCAAAGACCUCCUACCCAAAGACCUCCUACCCAAAGACCCCCUACCCAAAGACCCCCUACCCAAAGACCCCCUACCCAAAGACCCCUACCCAAAGACCCCCUACCCAAAGACCCCCACCCAAAGACCCCCUUUUUUUAAAUU